This is a messenger RNA of Protopolystoma xenopodis, 309 nucleotides long. The record is from the annotation of a GenBank genome assembly. Lineage: Eukaryota; Metazoa; Platyhelminthes; Monogenea; Polystomatidea; Polystomatidae.
AUGCAUUUAUUAUUCCCCAAAGCUGGUGAUCUACAGGCUUGCUUUCAGACUCUUGACAGGAUGCUUGGUCUUCACAUGUCACCUACAUCAAACCCUAUAACAAAGAGUCAGUUUUCCGCCUUGGAACGAGAUGCUAACAAAAAGCUUUUUAAUUCGGCGAGAAAUGAAUGGGGUUUAGUAGCAGAAACCAAAAAAAGAGAGACAUUGGCUCCCGUCCGACCAGACAGCUAUACUCUAGCAGCGGCCCUCAGUGCUGUAUCCUCUUCCUUAGUCCGUGAAUCAAUUCUUUCUUAUCAAGAAUCAGAGUGA